Molecule: messenger RNA, 1632 nt
Organism: Carassius gibelio (silver crucian carp)
Lineage: Eukaryota; Metazoa; Chordata; Actinopteri; Cypriniformes; Cyprinidae
Gene: acta1b
Product: actin alpha 1, skeletal muscle b
Exons: 7
Coding region: 179-1312 (377 amino acids)
Source: RefSeq, a predicted model, not a curated record
CUAAUAUGGCUGAAGGAUGGGGAACACUCCUUAUGAACAUACAGACAGCCUCGCUAGUGAGCAUGGGGACAAACACGAAGAGUAUAUAAGGUCUCCAUGGGUCAGUCAGCCGUGACUGAUCGGAUCCACUAGCGGUUGUGUUCUGCACUGAGCUUCAUCACAGAAAGAAUCCAUAAAGAUGUGUGACGACGAAGAGACUACCGCCCUUGUGUGCGACAACGGUUCAGGCCUGGUCAAGGCUGGCUUUGCCGGAGAUGACGCCCCCAGAGCUGUCUUCCCCUCCAUCGUUGGUCGCCCCCGCCACCAGGGUGUCAUGGUGGGUAUGGGUCAGAAGGACUCAUAUGUAGGAGAUGAAGCUCAGAGCAAGAGGGGUAUCCUCACUUUGAAGUACCCCAUCGAGCACGGCAUCAUUACCAACUGGGACGAUAUGGAGAAGAUCUGGCACCACACCUUCUACAACGAGCUCCGCGUCGCCCCUGAGGAGCACCCAACUCUGCUGACUGAGGCCCCUCUUAACCCCAAGGCUAACCGUGAGAAGAUGACCCAGAUCAUGUUUGAGACCUUCAACGUCCCAGCCAUGUAUGUGGCCAUUCAGGCUGUGCUGUCCCUGUACGCUUCUGGCCGUACCACUGGUAUUGUGCUGGACUCUGGUGAUGGUGUGUCCCACAAUGUCCCCGUUUAUGAGGGUUAUGCUCUGCCCCAUGCCAUCAUGCGUCUGGAUCUGGCCGGUCGCGAUCUGACUGACUACCUCAUGAAGAUCCUGACCGAGCGUGGUUAUUCUUUCGUCACAACUGCUGAGCGUGAGAUUGUCCGUGACAUCAAGGAGAAGCUGUGCUAUGUGGCUCUGGACUUUGAGAAUGAGAUGGCCACUGCCGCCUCUUCCUCUUCCCUGGAGAAGAGCUACGAGUUGCCCGACGGCCAGGUCAUCACUAUUGGUAACGAGCGUUUCCGUUGCCCAGAGACCCUCUUCCAGCCUUCUUUCAUUGGUAUGGAGUCUGCUGGAAUCCAUGAGACCGCCUACAACAGCAUCAUGAAGUGCGACAUUGACAUCAGGAAGGAUCUAUAUGCCAACAAUGUCUUGUCAGGUGGUACCACCAUGUACCCAGGUAUUGCUGACCGUAUGCAGAAGGAGAUCACUGCUCUGGCCCCCAGCACAAUGAAGAUCAAGAUCAUUGCCCCACCUGAGCGUAAAUACUCUGUUUGGAUCGGUGGCUCCAUCUUGGCUUCCCUGUCCACCUUCCAGCAGAUGUGGAUCACCAAGCAGGAAUACGAUGAGGCAGGCCCCAGCAUUGUCCACCGCAAGUGCUUCUAAAUCCAUCAUCUGCAUCUGUUUGCUGUGGAAUAUGCAAUAAUGGAGUAUACAUUCAUCGUUAUGGGACAGCUUUGGUACAGAUUUAUUUUGUACCCAAGUGGUACUCGAUGAACAUACCCUGGAUUACCAUACAGGAACACGAAGAGGCAGGCCCCAGCAUUGUCCAGACAGACACGAUCAAGAUCCAGAAGACCAUUAUACCAUGUUAUCUAUCACAAGACUGUAAUCUGUACAUAACUAGUCAUUAAUUUAUUAAAGUCCAUUAUUUGGUAUUUGGUUUUUGAGUCGUGUUUGUGUUAAUAAAUCGUUUGAAUUUGAAA